CAGAUAAGGCAGGACAGGAGACACUUUGGAUUCUUACGACGCCUCCUUCGAUAGAAAUUUCUCUCUUUCUGCAUUGAAUGCUGACAGAAGUAUUUGCUCCAACGAAAGCGGCAGAGAGACUCUAUCUUCAAGCUGCGGAGUUGCCGCAUGAAAGCAAAGCUCGCAAUCAUCUCAAGUAUGACAAAGAGACUACAAAGGCUUUCGAGAGGGAACUGAUCGCGAGGAGGGCGGCUCUAGAGAACAAACUCAGCGAAUCCUCUAAAUCGAGUCAUGACAAGAUGUCUAAGAAGCAUAUGAACCCGAUCGAACGGGCAGCGUGGGAAAGAUUUCAGCGUCAGAACACUUUGGCAGCAGAGACGCAUGAUCCGAAGAGAUCUGCUGGUCCCCAGGGUAUCGUGCAGAGCUCAAGGAUCGAUCGUCCAAUUCACAUCAGUUCCGACAUCGCACAUACCAACGACACCGCUGCGUCGAGACUGCGUACGUCUGAAGGGAGGAAUUCCAAAACUGACACCACCCCCUUCUUUCACAGUACCAUGUUGCGCGCAUUAGCGCACAGUCACACGUGACAUACAAGAGUAUUUUAACUAAAGCUGCAAAACCUCUGA
Molecule: messenger RNA, 605 nt
Organism: Guillardia theta CCMP2712
Lineage: Eukaryota; Cryptophyceae; Pyrenomonadales; Geminigeraceae
Exons: 6
Coding region: 78-566 (162 amino acids)
Source: RefSeq, a predicted model, not a curated record